Messenger RNA from Rotaria sp. Silwood2, 204 nucleotides. NCBI's taxonomy places the organism in Eukaryota, Metazoa, Rotifera, Eurotatoria, Philodinida, Philodinidae. The record is from the annotation of a GenBank genome assembly.
AUGGCUAAUGUUAGGAAACCAAAUACAAAUGGUUCACAAUUUCUUAUUACCACUGUACCAGCACCAAAUCUCAAUGAGUAUUAUGUGGCGUUUGGUGAAGUCGUGGAUGGUCUAGAUGCUGUCAAGAUAAUCGAAAGUUAUGGUUCACCAUUGUUUAGUCCAACGGCCAACAUAGUUAUUACGGAAUGUGGUGCUCUCGAAUAA